AAUCACACGCACACACAUACACUCGCACACACAUACAUUCGCACUGCCGCAAAACAAACCUGCGAAUCCUCCCAGGCUAAGCAUUAUUAACCGAAUGCACCCGAUUGUGGAAUACCUUAUACCCCUACAUGAUAUACGAGUGACCCAACUUACGCAAGCGCAGUGAUAAUGUUUAUGUUUUGAGAAAUUGAUUAUUGUCGAAAAAUGUGAAAUUUACAAGAGAAUAAAGGAUUUUAUCGAACUUAUAGGCGUUAAGGCUCGACGAAGAAAGUAACGGGGUGACAAUUCCAGUUUUCUUCUUCAAAUCGAAACCAGUCAAAAGCACAUACCAGUACACAUAUUGCACAGGGAUCUGUAACCUCUGAGUCUCAACAUCCAAUAACGCUGCUGUAUUGCCAAGAUGGUCAUCAUCUAAUCGUGUCAGACAUCCACAUUUAGUUGGACGUCGGAUAUCACACAAGUGGUUUGUUGAUGAAGCUUCGGGCAUAGCCAAGUGGUAUGAUGGGACGGUACUUCAACUUGUCCGUGGUGUUGAUGGUCAUGAAGGAGCUGUAUAUAACGUGCAGUAUGAUUCAGAGGAUGAUGCUAUUGAAGUGGAUCAUUUGGUUGAAGAUUUUGAAGAGAAAUCAGUGACAUUUAUAGAUGUCUAGUCAGUUGUGGUUACAGGAAGUAAUACCAUCAUAUAAUACAAUUUCCACGCGUAAGGUCUCGAUCUUCAUAGUACAACAUAAUGUAUGCCCCUGUCGACUCUGUCCAUUGUGAUCAACAAUUUGUGAGUAUCCUUUAUGUAGGCCAUUACACUGUAUCAGGGUGUCCGGAUUUUAUUAAUUGCAACUUUAUUUGAAGUGAGGUUUGACAUUAAAAUACCAUUCAGUAUAAGAAAAUUGAAAAGGGUCAUAGAUUGAUGUUAAACACAGUUCUAUGGGAGACAAGUACUUUUUAUUACUGAGUGACGUUUCAACUAGGAUUUACUAGCAUCCAUCAUGCAAUUAAUGAUGUCCAUUCUGUCAGCGACAUGCCAUUAAGAAAUGAUGGAAUACUUGUCUAAUGUCAGGAACUAAAAUGUGAUUUGGGAUAUGUUUACUAGAAUAACAGAUUUCAAGUCUUGAUGGUUUGAGUUUGUUUAUCUGGGCAACUUUUAGCCAGUUUAAUUUUCCUGUAUUUUGAUUCAUAAAGCUUGUAGCUGCGCAGUCCUGACUUAGGAAUUUGCUUCAAUAUUUGGUGUUGUGACAAAAUGGUGUCACUUUACCUUGCCCUUAAGCCAACCGAGGGAGGCAUUAGACUGUUUUGGAAUGCUGGCCACUAUGAAGAAUUUCGGCGGGUAGCCCAUAUUUUCUAUAAAGGCCUAAAGAAACAGGGGCAGCUCGAGUUAGAAAAAAAAGAUCUUACCGACAGAACCAAUAAAGUAAUUGAAUCAACCACACUUAAAGUAUACUCAGUUAAAAGAAAAGGUAGCUUCAGAUAUACAGUGAAUAUGUUUCACACAACAUCAUCCGCACUAAACAAAGCUGUUCAACACAACCUAUCCACUGGUAGUAGGGCUGACCUUAAAAAUAUCUUUGUUUCGCCUAACGCGACCGACUAACUAAAACCACCCCCGACUUUAUUUUAUUGCCCUUUUCCGCUAUCUUUUUAUUUUAUUUUGUGUGUCAACCUGAAAUAUAUCAUGAGAGUUAUUUCCCUUUACUAUGGCUAUGGUUUGAUUCAUUAUUGAAACUGGUUGAUCAAGACGAAAGCGUCAUAGGUGUCGCUUCUCAACAAAAUGGUUGCAGACGAAAGCACGUCCAUUCCCACGAAAUGAUUCUGCCUCUAUGUCUGUGGGGCGUCGUUUUAAACAUGACGAAGAUAUUUUCAAUAUCCGUUUUCGAGAAAAAUGAAGGCACAACCCGCACGAUCGUUAAAUACGUGUUGAAGGGGUUUCACACUUAGAGUUCGUGGCAAAUUGUGUGCGAAUCUCUGAGUCGUGCAUCACGAAAAAUCCCGAUGUCAUACUCAUUGAUUUGUUUGACAAUAAAAAAAGACGAAUGUUUCCCCCUCCAGAAAAUUAUCAAGCUGUCAAAUUAGCUCUUUUAAAAAAAAUCUGAAAAAAAAACCCGACCUACCGACCCUUCUCCUCGAUUGUGGGUCGGGUUUGGCGAAACACAGAUAUUUUUAAGGUCAGCCUAGUAGGCCUACGAUCAACCCAAAGAAAACCCAUUCCAAAUCACCAGUGCACAAUUGCUUAGAUAAUCUUUCUACAAAGACAGUUGCUUUACAACAUAAACCACACUCUACUCCCAUUACAUCAACGAAAGACCAACAAACUGAUACUAACCCAAGUAAGUUUUCAGUCUCCCUAUCACGUAAAAGACCAGUAGAUAGUCCUACAGAGACCAGUACCACCAAUAAUAGCCCAGCCCUGUGUAUUGAUGCUGUGACCCUAGGAGAACCAUCGUUGGAAAAUGAAAAUGUCACACCAAAAUUACUAUAUAAGCCGAUACCAAAAGCAAGAAGAUUAAGGCUUACAUCUACGGUGAGUGUUAAUACCACCAUUUUCCUCUCGAGUAAGUUAAAAACCAAUUCUGGCAGUAUGGUAAACUCCACUCAACUUACUAAUUUACAGCUAACUGUAACCAACCUGGAGUCAGACAUCUUGAGGUUAAAAAAAGAACUAAGGGAGAAGACAGAUAAAAUUACGGCCAUGAAUAUAGAAGGUGUCUCUUUAAAAGAGCGACUGUUCAAACUUGAUGAUGAUAACAAAACUUUUGCUGCUGCUUUUGAUGCCCUCACUCUAGAAAAUGAAAAUCUGAAACUGGAAAAUCAAGCAUAUAAGGAAAGCAACAAAACCAUCAAUCAACGCAAUACCAUCAAUCAACGCAAUACCCCAUGUAGUACCGACAGCCAGUCAAACUUUCAACCAGAGACCAGUCACAGCAGACCGAUAAAUCAAUUAACGUCAAGGUGCUAGAGCCGUGUUCAAAUGUCAUCAUUGGAUCCUCAAUACUGAAGAAAAUAUAUUUCCGCAGGCUUGACAGAAGUGGUAAUACUGCAGUUAGGGCAAUAUCGGGUGGUAAGAUAACUGAUGCUACAAGCCUACUUCAAAGAUGUUCCCCGUGUAGUGAAGUUAAGAAAUUAAUCUAUCUUAUCGGUUCCAACAACGUAUCACAUAAUAUGGACUUGUGCAGCUGCCAAAACGACUACAGACAGCUGAUAGAAACAAGUAGGUCAAAAUAUCCUAAUCCCGAAAUCAAUUUCAUGAAGUUACUGCCUAGGAGAUCUUCAACUUUUAAUGAGCAGUUAAAGUUACUUAAUUCAACACUUGAAGAGACAUGCAUUGAGACAAACUGUAUCUUUUUAUCAACGCAUUUUACAUGUUUUGCAAAUAACAACACAACAAAAGAAUAUCUAUAUGAAGAUGAAGCACAUUUAAAUAACAAAGGCUCUGCAAAACUAGCUACACAUCUUAAAACUGCUCUAAACCUUGAAACCAGAAUAAUAGAGAAAUAUGAUAACCAAAGACCGCAUCAACCACGUUCAAAACGUAAUGCAGGAAAUAACAUAGGUACAGUCCAACCACAAAGUCUUCAACAAUUACCAUAUUGGUUACCCCCUUUGUUCCCAGACAUGCGGUUUCCACCCCCUGGGUUUUCCCCGUCUUUUAAUAAUACCCGAACCUACAGAUACGGAUCGCCGGUAAAGAAUGCAGCUUGGGGUAAAUCUUAUCUUCAAACAGCUAUUUGAGGUUUUCUGUGUACAUGUGAAAUCUGUGAUUAUAAUAAUUCCAUCCAUUCAUGUUCAGCUAUGUGGUGUUUUACUUUAAUGCAAAGCUGUGUGUCCAUGCUCAAUCUUAAGUUUAUUUAUGUUUAUCUACAUGUGCAUUUGUAUGUACAGCUACAUGUAUUAGAUGUGUCCUUAUAAUAUUAGUGCUUUUAUGAGUUUAUUAUUUAUGGUUAUCUACAUGUGCAUUUGUAUGGACAGCUAUUAGAUGUGUCCUUAUAAUAUUAGUGCUUUUAUGAGUCUAUUAUUUAUGGUUUUAAUCUACAUGGGCAUUUGUAUGUAAAGCUAUUAGAUGUGUCCUUAUAAUAUUAGUGCUUUUAUGUGAUAUGCCCAGGCACAAUCUGUGUUUUCUUUAAUAUGUGCUAAUAAGUAGUAAAUAUUGCAAAAUGUGAAAUGAAUUGAAGAUUCAAUACAUGUCAAAUGAACUCUGGCUGCAGCUUACAUGUAUUGUAUCCGACAUGCAUCAGGUAGUGCUAGCUGCUCCAGACAAAAAAAUAGGAUACUGCAUUUAAGUAAACUGUGAUAUAAUUAAUUAUUUUCACCCCCCCCCCCCCAUGUAGGCAUACUGUUGAUCUGUUUAUGUAAUGAACACAAUCAUGAUAUUCUGUUGAAAAUACAUAUUUAUAGAUGUAUAUUACUAAUUCAUAAUCUCUAGCAAAGGAAUGUAUUACAUGUAUGCCUUAACCUUUUAAGGAGUUAAGUGUAAACUGCCAUGGUUCUGUAUCAUGUACAUGUAUGAUACACAAACGGUAUAGUACAAUGUAAACGUAUAUAAAUAAAUGCAGUGUAAAUCAAUCAUUUUAUUUCACCAGCCUCAUUAUAUUAUAAUUCCCACUUAGCAUGUUUUGUACAUAAUUGUUUUCCACUCGUGAUAUUUAUAGGUUUUUGUAUUUGUAAGUUUUUUGUAGUUUGUACGUUUUCACUCUCAUUACUUUAGUGUCUAGUUAUUUGUGCUAGAGGUUGUUUUUUAAACAGCCAUUUUCUGUCUAACUUAUUGUGUUAAUCUUGUUCAAUUGUUUUACAUCAAGUACUUGUGUGGGUACAUAUAUUUCAUUUUUGGUUUCCCAUGCUUUGUAUUUAUGGUCUGUCUUUUUGUAAAAUAUCUAUAUUUGUGUAACUUAAAGGACUGCCAUCAGGCUUUAACCCAUAUGCAUGCUGUAACUUUAAGAUAUAUAUGUACUGGAGUGAAUGCAUCUAGGCCUCUCUUAAGUUAUCAACCUAUUGUUUUGUUUUGCAAAUAGCUUUAGUAUAGUUCGAGUUAUUUCCCCUUGAUGUUUAACUUCUUAAAACAAAGAGGAAUUCACUGCGGUCACCUAAAUGUUUGUCACAUAAUUAAUAAGCUUGAUGAACUUAAAGAGUUAAUCAGAAAUUUUGAUAUAUUUGGUUUUUCUGAAACCCAUUUGAAUGCCUCUGUGAAUGAUGAAUACAUUAGUAUUCCUGGCUUCCAUGCACCGUUUUGUAAAGACGGCUGUAGCAAUAGUUCAUCAGGUACGCUUUUAUAUGUUAGAGAUACGCUCAAUUGUAUUAGAAGAAACAAUCUUGAACACCCCGAUAUAGAGUCAAUCUGGCUUGAAAUAAAACUGAAAAAUACGACCCUUAUUUUCCUAUGCUGCGUUUAUCGCAAUCCGGCCUCGCGCUGUAACUGGCUUGAAAACUUUAAACAAAUGAUUGAACUACCUUGGAACUCUGGGUCUGAAAUAAUAAUGUUUGGUGAUUUGAAUAUUGAUAUUUUAAAUCAUAAUAAUUGCUACUGGCUAGAUGUACUGGAUUUAUAUAACCUCAAACAAAUUAUUACUUCUCCGACAAGAGUCACAAGUCACUCAUCUACCUUAUUUGAUUAUGUCAUCGUGUCCUCACCUAAUAAUAUUAUUGAAACUAGUGUUCCUUCAUAUUCCAUAUCGGAUCAUUAUCCAACAUGUUUUACAUGGAACAAAAAGGGCAUAAAAAUCCCCAAAACUAAUCAUAUUUAUAUUACAUAUCGAUCUUUUAAAUAUUUUUCUGAACCUGAUUAUAUAAAUGAUUUACAACUCGCCCCAUUUGAUAAUGUUUAUAGCACAAAUGAUCCCAAUAAAGCCCUGGAGUUAUGGUAUAAUACUAUAAUUCCGGUUAUAAAUAAACAUGCUCCACAGAAAACCAAACGUGUUAGGAAUGCUACGAAGCAGCCCUGGCUUAAAGAAAUUUUUAAUAUGAUGCGUCAACGCGAUUACCAUAAAAAGAAGGGAAAUAUUACUCAAGUCUAAAAUGUAUAGAAAUUUGUUAAAGAGUAUGAUUCGGAGAGCAAAAGCUAUAUAUUUUCAAAGUCUUGUCUCUAAUAAUAAAAAUUCUAAAACUAUAUGGAAUGCCAUAAACACAACUUUAAAUAGAAACAAUAAUAAUUCACAAACAAUCCCCAUUGAUUCGGAAGAUUUUAAUACUUAUUUUACAGAAAUUGCCAGUAAUUUACUCGGUAGUAGUACAGCAAUUGAUAAUAUCGAUAGGACAAAAAUUUCUGACUUUGUUAAUAAUCAUGUGCCUUGCUCAAGCAACAGAAGUUAAUAAGUCCCUAAAAGCUCUAGAUAUCACAAAAGCCGUUGGACUAGACUCGGUUAAUGCCCUAUUUCUUCAAAAAGGUGCACACAUAAUCUCUGAAAGCCUAACCUAUAUUUAUAAUAUUUGUAUUGAUCAGAAUGUUUUCCCUACUGUUUUAAAAACUGCUAAAGUUUUACCUUGGGGACACAUCAACUGAUUUCUACAAUACAGAAAUGUGGAAGCUUACAUAUUAACGGCAACGAAGCCUAAUUGCGUCGAAGUGGGUGACAUUGAACAGUGUAGUAUGGUAGCUACAGCUCUCGGGCACCGUCAGCUGCACCUUCAGGGCCAGAUUUAGAAUAAGAGAGGCCCUAGGCAAACCCCCUGAACAGGGCUCACGACAUGGACCUUGGGGCCCUGGGACAAGCAACUCGGUGAGAGGGUGGGUCGGGGGAAGUCAUGCGGUUGGUGAUUCGAAUCUCACUUUUAGGUGAAUUUUUCAUUUUCGUUGGAUUAUUUUAUUUAAAAUAAUGACUAUUUGAGAGUAAUGGAUAUGUUUGUUAAGAUUGAGCACGUCGAAACUCCAAUGGAAGGUCGUGGACAACUGCCGAAGUCAAUUCCCGUUGACGCCAGAUGAGCCAUGAACGAUUACAGGCCUUUGAAAGUAUUUUUUUUCAAGAUAUUUUUAUAAAACAGAUACUAAUGUAUUUUAGGGCUGGUAGUAAACACCAUAUGAAUGAAAAGGAAAUAAAUUGUUAGUUUUUUUUUUUAUCUACUACGGUUAAUUAUCUCCAAAAUAGGGAAAUUACAGGUUAAUUUCAUGGGUUAUUGUUUCCUUUACCUAGUUUUUGUCAAGUCGAUUCCGGUCAUUUUUAUUUUUUAUAUCAAAUGUUUGGAGGUUGCUUGUUCACGUGAGCAUAAAUUUUUUAAACCCACCCCAUGAAAGAAGUAGCUAUAGGGCGUCAAACUUUGGGUGACGAAAAAUGGGGAAUUUAGACAGGCUUUGAUAUCCAGUCCGUAUACAGAUCUCGUUCGCCAGAAUCGUCUGAAGUUAAUAUUGUGGUAACAGCACUGAGUCAUCGAUAAACUGUGUGAGUUUGGUCUUUCUGCUACGUAUAGUAAAGGUGUAAGGACUUGCCAAAGUUGGUGUUUGAGAAAAGACAGAUUUUGGCAAUUUCACCAUAUGAAAAAUGUUUUUUCAAUUUUCUCAUACAGGAAUUGAAAGAUUUAUCUAAUAUUGCACAUUUAUGUGUUUUGGGACUAUCCCAACUUAUAAACCAAAUUUGGUCAAAAUCUGUGAUUGAAGCCUUAGCACCUUCUGCAUGGUUUUCUCGCAGACACGCUCUUAAUAUUCUUUUGUAAAUAUUGCUCUUCUGUUUUCAAAUUUCAUUGUUCACUUCUUUAACUUCUGUUAUAAAGGGCAAAAUGUAAGACAGGCCUCCUGGCCUAAUUUUCAACCCUUUGAAAAUAAAGUUAUUAUUAUUAUUAUUAUUAAUUAGUAUUAGUAGGCCGAGAUCAUGACCAGUGCUUGAAAUGAGGAUUCUUCUACAACGGCACCAAAAAAUUAUAAAUGCCGUAGCAAAAAUUAGCUGACAAGGCACGGCUGCCUUUUUUCAUAUUGAACAAAUAUACUGUAACAGUUGUCAUUUUCCGUCACUGAACGUGCAAUUUUUAUAUUUGUAGAUAGACAAACGGUCCGUGCAAUGAUUUUCCGUGUCAAUUAAUCUGGUUCUAAUUGCGUUUGGUUGUACGGUCAUAAGUAUAAAAUUUACAGAUUCCUCUUGGAGUAAUAAAGUCAUCGACAUUUGUUUUCCUUUCGAUCCUUUAGUUAUUCGUGUUCCCAAUGGUUGCCAUCAUGUCAACCAUAACUAAAAUUGAUUCAUCAAAUUUCCCACGGCUCUGCCAUAACCUUCUAUAAUAAGGGCACUAUUUUAGAAAGUGAGCAUUCUUAUGAAAAAAAUGAACUAUAAGGAUAGGCUUGGGACACUAUUUUCAACUAAAUCUUGCAUUCCUGAAUUAUUGACCUAAUCCCAAGCCCAGCCGCCCCUGAACGACUGUAUGAUAUAUUGAAAAGUUAUUACCUAUGCAUUUCAUACGUCUACAUGUAUAUAAAAGGCAUAAUUUUUUGAUACGUGUACACGUGGACAACAGCGCAAUUUGGGCUAUUUUUAUUACCGUGGCAGUCCGUGUUUGCUUCAUCUUUUAAUUUUUACGACAGUUUUGCCGUUAUGCCGUGGUAAAUUCUAGCAUAGGCGGUAUGAUUGAGAUUAUAAUUUAUAAAAUGUUAUUAAAUGUUCAUUACAAUAUAAAUCCUUAAAUUUGUCGGCGUUCGUAGAAUGUUUCAUCGCUACCACUUGAUUAUGAUAGCUUCUGUCUUGUCAGUGUCACGUGACAUUUUCCCCGCUUUUCUAUCGAUAGAGUUGAAAAGAUCUAAUAAAGCAUUGAGUCUUGUAUCACACACACGGCAAAUAAAUAAUAGGGCCGAGUGCCAUUUUAAGUAAGAGACGUGAGAGAAUGCUUUGUUCACCAUUUGAAUAAUAUUUUAUGAAAAGAUUUAUUGGCUGCCGAGUCAUUUUGAACAGAUAUCGGCUACAGAAAUAUCGGUAAAAUUUCUUCUGAUAGGCCACUCAUCGGCCAAUUAGGCUACUGAAUAGUGAAACCGAUAAUCGGACCAUCACUAAAAAUAAAUUUAAAAUGAUCGCCUUCAAAUUAUAGUCUCAUGAUUUCGAUUCGUUUAAAGAAUUCCGUUCGUAAUAUGCACCAUGCCAGAUUUCAACUUACGCCAAUGUAGGUCAUUUCCUGUUUCACCAUAGAACUGUGGUUUCACUGUGCUGUUUUGUUGGUUGUAGACGAAGAUUUUUGUGAAAUCUCUUAAAAUAGACAGCAAAAAAUAUUUUUUCGGAACAUAGAUGGAUAUGAUAUGUAAGUUUAAUGUGUUAGCAGUGCAGAUAACUGAAAAUUGUGAAUUUUGCCGUCCGCUGAAAGAAGUAAACUAGUUAUCCACUUUUGCGACGAAUUUUUGACCCGGGAUGUAGUCAUAACGGACCUAUGCCAUAACGGCCAAAAACAGGUUUGGUCAAAACGGCCAUAUUUUAGACAUAACGGCCAAACAGUUUGGUCAUAACGGCCAAAAGAUUUGGUCAUAACGGCCAAACAUUGUAAUUUAAUGAAAAACAAUAUGAUAAUAUUAUGGACAGGUUGAUUUAAGAGAAUUAUUUACAUUUAAUGGGUUGAAAAUUGGUAAAAACAUACAAUACAAACAUCUGUUUAUAUCAAAAGUCUCCAUAGUGGUCAUAACGGUCAUAACGGCCAAAAGAUUUGGUCAUAACGGCCAAACAUUGUAAUUUAAUGAAAAACAAUAUGAUAAUAUUAUGGACAGGUUGAUUUAAGAGAAUUAUUUACAUUUAAUGGGUUGAAAAUUGGUAAAAACAUACAAUACAAACAUCUGUUUAUAUCAAAAGUCUCCAUAGUGGUUAACACACAAAAUACAAAGUCCUUGUAUAAAGCAUACUUAUAAAAUCGCUGAUGUUGGCUCACUGAUGUUGGCCGCCAUCAAUGCGGAUAGAAAAAAAAACGUAGAUUUCAUAAGCCAUUUCAUAAUCUCCCUUGAUCACUUUGAAAAAUCUUGUGAGACUCUAGAUUGACUUCAAAUUGAUACACAGAGUUUAGGUCUUGAGAUGAACAAGUAUAUUGAUUUUCAAUGAAUUUUGAUAACUGAACAGCUAAAUCCAUGAUAUAAAAUGUUUUGUGUAUACUAAAUGUUAGCAUGAUGGGGCAGAACUUUAUAAAAACAAAAUGGUUUUCUGAUAAUUACUUUAUGAGUUGUUACUCUUAAUCAGAUUUUAGUGUAUUAUAAAUGUUUCAUUAUCGAAAAAAGUAAAAAUAUGCGGUCUGAGCAAAUAUUACUUAUCUUUGAUAAAAUAACAAUUGACUUUUAUCAUUUGACAAAAAUAACAAUUCACUCUUCAGACAAAGGAAAGAGGUGAGUACUAAUUAAUCAACUGAUUGAAUAAUACCUAAUUAGGUACUUCACACCCUCUGAUGAGUGAUUAGGUAAUAAAGGUAAGACUUAUUUUGUGUUUAUAACAAUUUUCAAGUGUAAAUAAUUUAAUUAAACCAUCCUGUAUUGGACGUUAAAUCUUUAAUAAACAACAACAACCAAUCCAUUCAGUUUGGGUUUUUUUCAUGUAUUAAAUUAAUGUUUAGCUAAUGUAUGUAUUUAUAGUAUCUGUUAGGCAAUAUUUGUGUGAAUAAAUAUCAUUUCCUGCAUGUAAAAAAUUGUUUAUAUUUUCUUGGCGGUUAUGACCAAAUUGUUUGGCCGUUUCGACUAAAUAUUUUGGCCGUUUCGACCAAAUCUUUUGGCCGUUAUGGUUUAGGGCCAUUAUGUCUAUAACCCUUUGACCCUUCGGAUGUUAGAUGUUACGUCCUCAGAAUAUCAAAGAGUAACACCUAACUUGUUGGAUUACACACACGGGUAAUCCCAUAUGGACACUAUAUUGGCCCCAAAUGUACAAAAACAGAGUUGUUAAUGUGGGAAAUCCCAUAUAGAUCCCAUAUUGGCCCCAGAUACACACACUAUACGGUCAGAUUAUCAAUGUAAAAAAGAAGUAACCAUUAUAUCAUUUGGCUUGUAUAAUAAUAUAUAAAGUGUAUUUGCGUACAUUUGUAUGUGGUAAGAUAAUAUGGGUCCUAUAUGGGGACCUUGUGGUAUCACCUGGGCCCACAGCCCAUUUUUUCCCCAUAUGGUCCCCAUGUGGCAAUGUUUAUGGGGGGACAGAGAACAAGCUCAAAAAAAGAAGUGAUUUUUCGUACAAUCAGGGGCAAUAUUUCAGGAAGAAACGAUUCGAUAUGCACGAAUAUCGAAAGUAACCGAGAUCUUUGGGUUAUAAACUUACAUUUCAAGUUCCAUCAAAAUCAGAAGAAAAUUGUGACCUUUAGAGAGUCCACCACCUUUGAUAUAUCAUAUUUUUACGCUACUUGGGAACGAUUUUCACGAAAAUUGAACUCAACCAUCCUUAGGGUAUAACGGUGAUAUAUUAAAACGUUUUUUUAAAUCGAAUAAAAAUUAUGACCUCUAUAUAGGGUCCACAAGUUAAAAACGCGAUUUUUCGUACAAUAGGGGCCAU
Molecule: messenger RNA, 11390 nt
Organism: Patella vulgata (common limpet)
Lineage: Eukaryota; Metazoa; Mollusca; Gastropoda; Patellidae
Exons: 6
Coding region: 5028-5996 (322 amino acids)
Molecular function (GO): catalytic activity
Source: RefSeq, a predicted model, not a curated record